This is a messenger RNA of Pyricularia oryzae 70-15, 1337 nucleotides long. RefSeq lists its product as uncharacterized. Lineage: Eukaryota; Fungi; Ascomycota; Sordariomycetes; Magnaporthales; Pyriculariaceae. The transcript is spliced from 5 exons. The record is from RefSeq and is a predicted model, not a curated record. Bases 373 to 885 code for a protein of 170 amino acids.
GCUCCUUUUUAUUCGAGAUGCCUUAAUCACAAAGGCCAAACAUCAUAGGUAAAAUUUGUUUGGCCGCGUUUUAGAGUCUUUUGCUAAAUAAGCAUAUAUAUCUUUGACUGUUCUAUGAGUAAUCCCAGAACGCUCUCGGGUUACUUGGGUAUUAUUUCAGUUUCAUGCCUAGUAGUUGGCAACUUGGCACUAAAACCAUAGAUAACAGCGGGCAUCCAUCCGAUCACCGGAGUCACUUCGUGAUUAUCGAUCAGCGGAUCAACGCGAUCGCAAAGCAUCAAGCAGCCACCGUCCACCCAGCUCUGAGAUCUCGUGUACAAAAAUAGAGAACAAGAGGGCAGUUUAUGUCAAUAUCCUCGAGGAGCACCAGAAAUGACUGAGACUCCUAGCUCGAGCGGCGGCGUCUCGCCCAAGACAUACACGGCGUUUUUCUAUGGUACCUUGAUGGCCUCAGAGGUCUUCUUCACGGUCUGUUUCCGUAUGGCCAACCCCCCGCAGGCGCUUAAGUCCGAGUACACAUUCCGUCCUGCCAUUCUGCAUGGUUACUGUCGACGAAGGGUAAAGGACGCCGACUAUCCAGGCAUCGUACCCGACGCCGAGCACACGGUGCGCGGGACCUACGUGACGGGCUUGACAGAGGCCAACCUUGUCAAGCUCGACUUUUUUGAGGGUAGUGAGUAUGAUCGUUUACCAGUCAAGGUCAAGCUGCUGGAAAAGGUCGGGGACGAUAAGGGUGAAGGCAAUGUUGAGGGCGCCGAGGUCGAAACCUCUACGUACGUCUUCAAGGACAAGGCUCUGCUCGAGGACAAGGAGUGGGAUUUCGAUCACUUCCGCAAUGAGCGCAUGAAGCACUGGACAAGGGAGGAUUACUGCUUCUCUGAUUAGGCGGCGAGCCGGUGGACGCCCGGGGGAAACAUGGGCUUCACGAUCAGCCCUGGAGGACCGAAGGGAUGCAGCGGGCGGUCGCAAGUGGUAGCAGCUGAUGCGCUGGUGUGAAGAGGCGCUCUUUAAGGCAUCAGGCAGUCAUGCCACUCUCACGACAAGCUGAGUCGGUUGCACCUGCGGCUCAUCCAUGCCUUGGGGGCCAGCUCAAAUCAGGGAGGGUCUGCCAAAAACUUGACUGCCGUGGUUCGCCCACCCCCACAAGAGAUGAGAGUCGCCAUCCACCAAAUCUCCGGGAUCUCUUCUUCUUGGUAUCGAAUAUAGGAGGACCGGUGGGCCGUGCUUCUCCGGGGAACAAAAACAAGGCUUGUACCUACCUAAACUAAAGAGAAUACCUCACCAGCGUCGGAGCAUAUUACCAUCGUUAGAUGCGUCAAGCAAGUCUUUGGCGUUUA